AUGGACUCGAGCACCUAUCUCUCCGCUAUGAAGAGCGAAAAACUGAAGGACUCGUCACAAUGGCAGUCGUGGCACCAGCGAGUGAAGGUAUUCGCUCAACGCAGAGACAUUUGGGAUCUCUGCAACCCCGAUGCGGACGAAUUGCAUCGUCCAGAGGCUCUCAGAGAGCCUAUUGCAGCUGACUACCCUGAUGAUGGGUCUCAGGAAGACAAGCGAGACUGGAGAGACCGCCUCGAAGUCUAUAAAAUCAAGGCAAACCGCUGGGAUAGACAGCGCAAAAGCCUAAAUGAGAUUGAUGAUCUUAUCGUCAACUCUCUGGAUGCAUCACUCCGUGAUGCAGUUUUGAAGUGCGAAACACCGUACGACCGUCUAGUAUAUCUCAGCAAGAGAUUCGCUAGAUCUGAAGCGUAUACUGAAGAAGUACGCAUGCAAUGGAGAGCUUUGUCAACCCAAAAGCCGACCGGAGAUGUCGAAAAAUGGCUGAUCUCAUGGGUGGAGCUAUAUGAGCGAGCAGUCAGUCUCAAAAUCAUUGAAACUGCCAACGCAAAUAAGGACUUACUGCAAGCCGUGAAAGAGGUCUUACCAAUCUGGUGGCAAGCCAAAUUCCAAGAGAUCGUGAUGGAGAAAGCAUCGAUAGAGACUCAAAGUCUGAUCGAGUCCUUCCGAUCGACAUAUCGUGAAAUUGGACCUAAUAUAGCGUUGCCACCGGCGGCAGCACUGAAGGGGACUCAAAAGGCAAAUUGGACGACACGCCUUUUGAGGCAAGACCAUGCCCGUGUGGAAUCAAAUUCCACAAACCCGCCAAUUGCUACACUCUGA
This is a messenger RNA of Penicillium antarcticum, 819 nucleotides long. RefSeq lists its product as uncharacterized. NCBI's taxonomy places the organism in Eukaryota, Fungi, Ascomycota, Eurotiomycetes, Eurotiales, Aspergillaceae. The record is from RefSeq and is a predicted model, not a curated record. The transcript has 2 exons. Bases 1 to 819 code for a protein of 272 amino acids.